AUGUCUGCUAGCCCUUCCUCCACGGCUGGUGGCGACACCAAGCCAUCGGAUCAAAUUCACUUCAAGUUCUGCCGUGAAUGCUCCAACCUGCUCUACCCCAAGGAGGAUCGUGUCAAUAACCAGUUAAUGUUCACGUGCCGCACCUGCCAUGUCGGCGAGCCUGCCUCGUCCCACUGUGUCUACCAGAACCACCUCCAUAGCCAAGUCGGUGAUACUGCUGGUGUUACUCAGGAUGUGACGUCUGAUCCUACGCUCCCACGAGCCAACAAGCUCUGUCCAAGCUGCGGCGAAACCGAAGCCGUCUUUUUCCAAUCACAACAACGAUCCGCCGAAACCGGCAUGAAACUCUACUACGUCUGUUGCGCGUGCGGUCAAGUCUACAUGUGA
Messenger RNA from Penicillium hordei, 387 nucleotides. Its product is annotated as DNA-directed RNA polymerase II core subunit RPB9. Gene Ontology annotation, cellular component: RNA polymerase II, core complex. The transcript is spliced from 4 exons. The record is from RefSeq and is a predicted model, not a curated record. The coding region runs from base 1 to 387 and encodes 128 amino acids. NCBI's taxonomy places the organism in Eukaryota, Fungi, Ascomycota, Eurotiomycetes, Eurotiales, Aspergillaceae. Gene Ontology annotation, biological process: transcription-coupled nucleotide-excision repair; DNA-templated transcription; maintenance of transcriptional fidelity during transcription elongation by RNA polymerase II. Gene Ontology annotation, molecular function: nucleic acid binding; zinc ion binding; DNA-directed RNA polymerase activity.